CACGAUCAGUUGCAUUUGCUAGCCAGUAGCCAUCAAGCAGGAGGUGUACAUCUUCGUGCUGUAUCAUUAUCCAAUAUACCAAUUUUCACCGGGUCAUUUUGACAUACCAAAGUCAAGUGAUUUUACCAUUCUUUCAAUUCGUAAUUACCACUCUAUUAUCCCAGUUGCUAUUAUCCUGAUAAUCCAUCCACCUGUUAGUAGAUCAUCGUCAAUGAAAACACGAAGAUAGGAUGAGAAAAGUGUCAUCUACGAAACAAGUUCUAACGUCUUAUCGAGGCAAAUGUUUAGUUCUGCGGAGCAACCGUUCGGCAAGAUGGACAAUGCGGAAGAUAUGAAGACAACCGUCGAGUUAUACAUUUAUGAUCUUACGAAGGGUAUUGCCUCUAUGAUGUCUAGGCUCGUCAUCGGUCAACACGUAGAGGGGAUAUGGCAUACAGCGAUCGUAGCAUACGGAAGAGAAUACUUCUUUGGUCCAUCCGGAAUUCAAACUGCUCGACCCGGUGGCACGGCGCUGGGAGAACCGCUCAAAGUGGAAAAAGUCGGCGAAACGUACCUGCCAUAUUCCGUCUUCUUCGAAUACAUAAACGGCUUGGGUGCAUCCACGUUUGCCCCGGGCACGUACAACCUCUUCAAACACAAUUGCAAUUCCUUCACGAACGAAGUCAGCAACUUUCUGGUGGGCCAGGAUAUUCCAAAGUAUAUCCUCGACUUGCCAGAGGAGAUACUUCAAACACCGAUUGGACAACAGAUUGGAGGACUCAUAGAUGGUUUGUGCAGCAGCGCGAGUAGAGCAUUUAUAGUUGAUCCAACAUUCCUUGAGCCGAGAAAUCACAGAGAGGUUUCACCGGAGUUUCAACUUUUGAACGAGGCUAUCGAAGAGGCGAGAUUGAAUUCAAUCGCGUUGGAAGAAAGGAGGAACGAGAUCAACGAGAAACUCGCGAAGAAGGAUAGAAAGAAAAAGAAGAAGAAGAAGGAGAAAAAGCAGAAGGGAGGCAGGGAUAGUGGUGCGAGCGAUAGCAAUAGUACCGACCCCAGCAAUUGUACACACAUGGCGGAAAGUGAAAGCGUAGUGAGCGAAAUGCAAGUCUCGAAUGGCGAGAACUCUGCUGUGUUGCCAUCGGAGAGAGUGAUGCAAAUGGAGGAAGAGGAAAAGAAGGAGUUGGAAGAAAGGAAACGCCAUCGAGAUCCUCCUAUCGUGUUCAAGGAUUUAGUGAACAUCAAGGAAGAGUACCAAGCGUUAGUCAAAUUGUUAGAUGGAAAGUUGAGCGAGGAGGAACGUGUGUGCAUGGAUGAGCUUCGGCAGUAUAUGUUAGAAAACGAAGGCUCUUGGGCACUUGGUGACAACUUCUUAAAUUUCGUUGGACGAAUACUCUAUGACAAAUCAUUGGCAAGUGACGCAAGGGUCAAGUUACUGAACGUUCUCUCCGUUGCCGCGUUAAAGGACGAUGUAAUACUGUUGUUGCACCAGGACAGAAGGGAGCAUAUAAUGAUGAAUUAUGCUUUUGACAUCGAUCGUCAUCCGCAGGAGGAGCAAUUGCCCCUUGCACAAUUUUUGGCGAACAUGUUCGAAAACCUUAGCAGCUCAGAAUGGCUGUUGUACAUAUCGGAGUGGCAGCAUCAAACUCAAAAUAUCAGUAACAUAAGGGUGACGACGAAAGUUGCAGUGCAUUCGUUGCUUUCCAACUCGAUCGAUUUGCAAAUCCGUGGCGCCGCUAUUAUUCACAACCUUGCCUGCAAGGAGGUAAAAACUGUGAAAAUGAACAAAAGCAAAAAUCUGCGGCGACUUUUACCAAAAGGCAGCAUUUCUAAGGUGUUCGAUGACGUCGCUGUGGAAUUGACAAUGGCAUUGUUGCAAUAUUUCAAUGGCAGCCCCGCUGAAGAGCAGCUGUACGCGUGCAUGAAGUCAUUGGCACGUUUCACGCAGAUCAGCGGCCAAGAUGUGCCACAACUUAUACAAAUGAUCGGGCCGGAACCAAACAAAUUUCGUGGAACGUCCGAGAGGAUCGACGAACAAAUUGACCAGGUCAACAAGAAGUUGCGUUAAUGCAACGAUACAAUCGCGUUAAUAAGAAAUAUUGUUAAAUUCCGGCAUUGGCAUUAAUUGCGUUACAAUUUAAUUUAUACAUGAAGAUUUCAUCGAAAUUAUUUGAAUAUAGUAUGUCAUUGUAAUUAUUAUUAGUUAUUCUUGUCAGUUAAUAAUUAUUGCUAUUACUAUAAUUAUAUUAUAAUUAUAUUAUUGGAAAUUUUAAUACCUUUCAGUUUCAUCUGAUUUUUAUUGCGAGAAAAAUAACAUUGUACUUAUCGAAAUUGUUAGACUAGCGACUAUGUAAUUAAUGGUUAUAUAGGAGUUUUUGAUUAGAAGAUAAAGUAAACUAAAAUUAAUUAGAAACUUAGAUAAAGUAAAUUAAAUAUUACUCCGUCAGAGUACAAAAGAAUCUCUAUAAUUAAUAAAAGGAAUAGUUAUUGUAAAAUUGGGAGAUAGUGACGAUAAAAAUAUCUAUAGAAUUCAGUUACGUCAAACGACAGAAUUCAGUCAUAAAAAUCAAAAAAAAAACAAAGAAUAUGAAAUGUUACGUUGAGACAAUAGAGCUUUACAAAUGAAAACGUAUACCUUUUGAAGCAUGCGAGAAGCACGUGAAAUAUAAUUCAUUUGCAAUUUUAUUUUCAUUUAUAAAACGUAGAUCUGCGAAUGUAAACAUAUACUGUAUACCAUGUGAUUAAUAUAGCACAACGUGAGCGAGUAGCGUACGCGGAUCUAACAUAAUAGUUGUAUCCUCCAACACGUUUCCAAUCAGGAACACCUUGGGUAAUAUCCUUAAUUAGGCAACGCAAUAAAACGCUGGCAC
This is a messenger RNA of Frieseomelitta varia, 2846 nucleotides long. RefSeq lists its product as uncharacterized. NCBI's taxonomy places the organism in Eukaryota, Metazoa, Arthropoda, Insecta, Hymenoptera, Apidae. The coding region runs from base 281 to 2044 and encodes 587 amino acids. The transcript is spliced from 13 exons. Gene Ontology annotation, biological process: protein modification by small protein removal. The record is from RefSeq and is a predicted model, not a curated record. Gene Ontology annotation, molecular function: peptidase activity.